GGGAAGGAGAAGCUCUUCAUGUCUUGGCGUGAGCUGCUUCCCCCCUGGCUGGUGAUCGUGGCGGGACUGACGGGCAUCGUGCUGCUCUGUGUCUCCACCAAAGAUGUGCCCGUGGCCCCACUCAGGACCAAGUAUGGCAUUGUUCUGGAUGCUGGCCCAUCCCGCACCAUCCUGUUCAUCUACCAGUGGACAACCACCAAGGCAAACAAGACCGGGGUGAUCAGAGGGUGCAGUUCCUGUCCUGUGCAAGGUCCAGGAGUCUCCAGCUACUCAGAUUCUCCUCAGAAAGCUGGGAAGAGCUUGGAGCCGUGUUUGAACUGGGCCCAGAAUGAGAUCCCAGCAGAGCAGCACAGCCAAACCCCCCUGUACUUGGGAGCCACCACCAGCAUGAGGCAGCUGAACCUCACCCAUCCCAUCCUCUCUGCCAGUCUCCUUGCAGCUCUGACUGGCACCCUGAAGUCAUCCCCCUUCAGCUUUCAAGGGGCACAAAUCCUGUCCAGCCCAGAGGAAGAAGCAUUCAAUUGGGUUGCUGUUAACUAUGUCCUGGAGAACUUCUUCAAGUACGACUGGCAAGGGCAGCUGGGCCCCUCCAGGAAGGGGACGGCAGGAGUCCUGUCCAUGGGAGGAGCCUCAGCACAGCUCACGUCUGAGCUGGAGGAGAAGCAGGGCCCGGAGGAGGGAGUGAGGCUGCAGCUCUACGGGCAGACACACAGGGUGCGCACCCGGCAGUGCCCCUGCCACGGCACGGAGCAGCUGCGCCGCGGGCUGCUCUCGGUGCUGCUGCAGGAUCAGAGAAGUGCUAAAGCUGUGUCCAAUCCCUGCUGGCCCCUCACCUACUCCCAGCAAGUGCAGUGGCAGUCGGUGCAUGCUGGGCCUUGUGCUGCCAGUGAUGACACACGGGACAUCCCUGGCCCCAAGGAGGUCUUCAACAUCACGGGCUCCAGCAAUCCCACAGCCUGCAUGACCCUCGUGCAAAGCCUGCUCAACUCUUCCUCUUCCUGCAGCUUCUUCAAGCAUUCCCUCAGCAGUGGUCUCAAGCCCCUUCAGACCAGGUUUCUGGUGGUUUCUGAGGCCAUGGACUUCAUGAGAGCAAAGGCACCUUCUCCUGACUUGGGUCAGGCUGUCCAGAGGCUGUGUGGGAUGUCUGUCAAAGAGCUGAUGAGAGAGUCCCAAGCAAGCCUGGAUACACUUGUUGAUUACUGCACUGUGUCUGCCUUCAUCUUCCAUCUCAGUACACGAGGAUACACACUUGACUUUGAGCAGCCUGCUUGGACUGCAUUCCAGAAGAUGGGUGACAGAUCGUCUGGCUGGACUCUUGGGUACCUGCUGAGUCUGACCAGCACCAUGCCCCAGGACAGCCCAAGCUUCCUGAAGGGGAUCGAGCCGGGGGUCUGGUCCCUGCUCCUGAUCCUCUUCGUGGUGCUGCUCAUGGGCUCCUUCAUGCGCAUCUCGUACCGAGUGAUGGCCAAGGAGAGCAGCUCCAGUCACAGGAACAGCAGCGUUUUCGAUGACUGACGGCUUUCUGUGACUCAGGGCUCUCGUCAGAGCACAGUUAGCAGGGUCCAGACAGAAAUCACAGAGGUGUAAGCCACUGGAGGAUGCAAGUGAUUUUUCUGCAGGGCUCCCAGCAACUUGCUGGUACUUGCACUGCUGUAGUUUGAGCCAAUGGAUCCUGCUCCACAGGAAGUCUGUGAUUCCUGGUGGAUGGCAAGCUAUUCAUUCUCCAAACAAGAACAGCCUGCAUGGCUCUUCCUUGGGCUACAGCUGGGAUUACUCAUGUCAGACAUGAAAUGAUGCCUCUGAGCAGGCAGGCCCUGAGCUGUUGUGGAGCUAAUAUUGUAUAAUCCUGUCAGAUCAGAAGAGGUGGUGUCUGAAAAAUAUGCUCUGUCCUCUUCUGUGGCCUCUCUAGAGAUGAUACCUGCAGUAUUGCCAUUAAUGAAGACUGGAAGGGCAUUAAAACAGAGUCAGAAUAUAAAAACUGCUUCCAUGUUCUAGGGAAAAUGCAGGUAUUUUCUGCCUGAUCUGUCUGUGCUUUCUUGUCAGUGAUGAUGGCCACGUGUCCCUUCCAAUGAACACUCCUGCUGACCAGGAAUCCUUCAAAACCAAUCCUUCUUAGUCUUGGCCUCUACAAAAUGUGCAGAGGAUCAAAGGAGAAACAAAGGGCACAGAUGCACAGUUGAGUUUUUGUCUCUCAGCUGAGUCAUGGCCACACAGGGUUAACAUUGCCAAUUUAAACUCUUUAGCAAGGACUCAAAUGAACACAUUUAAUUUCACAUUUGCUAAAGCUGGGCUCACGCUGGGCUGAGGCUCACCUGUUUGUUCAUUUGCACUGACCUGCUUCUCUUGCUGACUCUGGAAGUGUCUCAGCUGACACUGCCCUUUAGACCAGAGCAGACUCAGGAACAGAAGCUUUCCUAAUUGUCACUUUCAUAUUUCACCAUGACCAGAGUUACUUUAUGAUCUAAUAAUCAGGAUUCCCCUGGGACCUGGCAGUCAUUCUGGCUCCUCUGGUCUGCUCUGCACAUCUGAAAGAUGAGGUGCUGUACAAAUUCUGUGUUACUGUGAAGAAAAGGGAUCGAUUCACAAGCACUGUCCUUUGACUAAGGCAUUUAGAGCUCUCUUCUCAACUGCUUCAGAGACUUACAACACACAGACUGUUAAGAGCCUCAGGGACGAGUGUCUCCAAGGCUUUUCAGACCACUUUAAACAGAAAUGUAAAUGCUCACAGAUGCAGUGGUAAGCCUUGCAGGAUUUUUAAAGCUACCAUGGCACCUAAAUCCUUUCAAAUCUGAUUAUUCAUCCCUUGUGCUCCCAACUGAUAAUAUAGGACACAACCCCCCCAUAAUAUUGGGGUAUUCAUGCAUUUUCAGGCCAAUUAAUGAAGGUUUGGAACCUGCCAGUCAAGUUUACAAGGCUGUGGUAACAGACUUAAGCUUCAUAAUCAUUUCUUUGAGUUGCACGUUAGAUAUUUUUAAUUGUAUCAUGUCAUUAAAGAUGUUUUAAUAGACUGUCUGUGUUAUUCUUGGCAAGAGAUCAAAGCAGGGGGGUUAUUGUGAACACAGAAUGUUUCA
This is a messenger RNA of Passer montanus (Eurasian tree sparrow), 3071 nucleotides long. Its product is annotated as ectonucleoside triphosphate diphosphohydrolase 2-like. Gene Ontology annotation, cellular component: plasma membrane. The coding region runs from base 19 to 1515 and encodes 498 amino acids. The transcript has 9 exons. The record is from RefSeq and is a predicted model, not a curated record. Lineage: Eukaryota; Metazoa; Chordata; Aves; Passeriformes; Passeridae. Gene Ontology annotation, molecular function: UDP phosphatase activity; GDP phosphatase activity. Gene Ontology annotation, biological process: nucleoside diphosphate catabolic process.